AUGCAUGCUCUGAGUCUGGGAGGACGCAUGACGCCUAAGAACCAUGGGUGCCGCAGCCCAAUGGUGGCUCGUAGAGAUAAAGGAGGGGGUGGUACCCGGGGAAUUCCUGGUGCCAAUGGCAACGCCCGGCUACGUCAAUUCGUUCCCUAUCCCUGUGUCACCGUGGACGUCGGUGGUCCAGAGCCCGGGAAGGUUGCUUUCCUUUCGGCCCUAUUGGACGUGACACGGGUGGUGUUGGCGUCAAGACUCUGGGUGGGUGUGUGGGAUGUCCUUUGUCCCAAGAGGGGGGUUGUUGAAAGUAAUGAUCAAGGUGUCUCUCCAAAAGAGGAAGUGAGGAUUUAA
Messenger RNA from Aspergillus terreus NIH2624, 342 nucleotides. RefSeq lists its product as uncharacterized. Lineage: Eukaryota; Fungi; Ascomycota; Eurotiomycetes; Eurotiales; Aspergillaceae. The transcript has 2 exons. Bases 1 to 342 code for a protein of 113 amino acids. The record is from RefSeq and is a predicted model, not a curated record.